This is a messenger RNA of Patella vulgata (common limpet), 7096 nucleotides long. RefSeq names its product chitin synthase chs-1. Gene Ontology annotation, cellular component: cell periphery; cell septum. Bases 3232 to 6402 code for a protein of 1056 amino acids. Lineage: Eukaryota; Metazoa; Mollusca; Gastropoda; Patellidae. Gene Ontology annotation, molecular function: chitin synthase activity. The transcript is spliced from 6 exons. The record is from RefSeq and is a predicted model, not a curated record.
UAUUUUAUUAUUUCAUCUUAUAAACUUAUUGUAUAAAUUUCAAUUGUUGUAAGUGAGAUCAAUAUAGAACACGCGUGUCAAGUCAAAAGAGGAAUUUGAUAAAGAAAGGGUUUCAACCGAUUCGCCGUAAUUGCAUUAAAUUGGCUCAUCACAACAUUAUCCGUAAUUAGUCCAAUCUUAUUCUGUUUAAAAGCAAAUAUACACUUCCAUGCCAUACACUUAAAACAGUCUUACCAAGAGUAUAUCUGUGCAAAUAUUAUUGAUACUCACCAACCCUAACGGAUGUUAUGACCAUUUAAAUUUACCGUUACCGUCUAUACUGAUUUGACGUCGCCAUCAGUGUAGCAUUGUACAUAAAAAACGAAAAUUUCCUAUUAAAAAAGUUUUUUGCCAUUACACCGUGCAUGUAUGUCAAUUAACAAUCAUUGUGGAUAUUAUUUCUAAAUGUCAGACUCUUUCCCUAGCCUUUUUAGUUGAUAUUGGACUUGACGGUUAUUGAAGAGUAAGAAAAAUACGACCCUGUUUUUUCUCAGUUAUUUUGUCGAACGUCCAAAAGUUUAGAUGUUUUUUAUAACUUUCAUUUCGACAUAGUCGUAGCAAAUCUUGGGAAGAGUCACACAUUUCGGACUAUGUGGAUAGUUGCUGUGGAUUUUAAAUGAUAGGCUGUUGACAUUGCUAUAUAUUCGAGUAAUGGAUUAUAUUAUAUUUUAUUCCGAUAACAUACAAGUUAAGGAUAAAACAAAAUCUUGAUUGCAUUCCGUUUUAAACGUUAUUUCGAAUAGGACAGAACAGCUUCCCCAUAUCUUAAAUAUCAUUUGCAGACAUUUAUUUAGUAGAUUUGUCUAGAUGUAACCUAGUCUAACUUAAUACAACCUCUAACAUUCAUGUACAUAUUGGGAUAUAACGAUCACCCAGCUCUAAUAAAAGCACAUCAGAUCUAAUUGAGUUUGGAUUGUUUCACAAAUAAAAAAACCAAUCACAUUCAUUUAUCUGAAUAAAUCCAGUGUUGUAAACUCAAAUAAUCAUAAAUACCAUGCAAGAUGUUGGUUAUCUUAACUUGUAUGUUUUCUUACAGCAUUAAUAGUAAUCGUGCAUGUGUUUUAUGUAUUAUAUAGUAAAUGAAUCAGUUGCUAUAACCUCAUUUCCACAUGGGAGAGUACGGUUUAUACUCCCUUCUCAAAUUAUUAUUAUUAUCAAAUUGAGAUCUCUUCAAUGGUUUAUAUCGAAUUAGUGGCUUCCGAAUAGUGUUAGUUUAAAAUUGCGUUCCAAUUUAACGCAAACUUGUUUUAACCGGGAUUACUUUUGAUAAAAACUCACAUAUACAUGCAAUUUACGAGUUCGCUAUGUUUUGAGUGUAUAGUAAAUGCCUCACAAACGGUUUCGCGUGUAUACAGAUUAAAUAAAGUUUUAUUCACCUUUUAAAGAUAUUCUAUAAAAAGCCACAUAAUCCUUAUUCACAAAUUCUAGGAUUUACGUAUCUCAUUGAAAAAUCCUUAUCAAAGUUUAAAAGCUCCGAACACUAGUUCAGUUUAAUCUACGUCAUUGAUUUGUAAACAUUUGUCAUAGCCAUGACAAUCACAUUCGUUUCUUUUUCGUUUUAUUUUCUAAUCUUCUCGAAAGUUCAAGACAAAAAAUCGACAUCAAAUGACAGCUUGUUACCGCAAAGAUAUAUAUUGAAGUUUCAAAAUGGAACAUGAUUGAAAUCAUGGUGGAUAUAUUGGUUUAUCAAUAUAGAUGAAAUUAAACAACCGCGCCAAAUUCAAUUAUCCAAAUAUAAAGGGGUAUUCUAUAUAUAAUAGAAGGUUUUCAUUGUCAUAGAUAUGCACGGCAGUAUACAUAUCCAAGCAUUAGUGGAUUCUAAUUUAAAACUGUAACAUUCUUUGGUGAAAACUUGAGAAAAAACGCAUAAGUAAUACCCAAGACCUCCCCCCCAAAAAUCAAUAAAUCAAUAAAAAAUCAAUGUUUUAUCAAAAUUCAAAAACUUAUCAAAAUGGAUCGCCUACCCACCCAAAAUUUAAAAUUUUCGAUGCAACUGAUACAUGUACUUAAAUUUAGUUUGAUUUGAUCAUUUUGUAUGUUUUGAUUGUUGUUGUUAUCCUCAUUCUUCCUCUAUUGUCUAUAUUACAUCAUCACACCCUAUUAAUGACGACCGACUAGUAGGAUCGCCUUGGCUAAUACCAUCUUAAGGUAAGGUGUGGAGAAGCAUUAAGGUAGGGAUAUGAUAUCUAAAUAUUACGUUAUUGACGGGGAAACAUGACAUUUCUAAAUUAAAAAUUGUUGAGCUGCCAAUGAAGAAAUGUCAUUCUUUCACAUCGCCACCAACACGAGUGAAAAUAGUUUCUCACACACUGGGUUAUUUGAAGACUGGGGUGUGGGUUGUGAUUCGAAGUACAUUGACAAUAUAUCUGAUGUCUUGUGUGGUGUAUGCAGGUAUAUAAGGUUCGUUAAAGGUUUUCAUCUAUAGUCGCACUAAAUAAAAGCAUGGUAGACGAUUAAAAUUGGUAGUUUAGUUUUUAAGGUUCAGGUUUUAUUAAAUCGGCUAUAUUUGUUGGAAAUUGAUUUAUACCGAGCCUUAAUGCCAAGAACUUAAAUGAAUAUAUAAAGUAGUAUGUAAUCUAAUAAAUAAUUCAUAAUGGGCGGUAAACACGUUACCACUGAUGUAAGUAAUAGUAGAACAAUUUAUUCUGGGUACGAAGAGAUGGCAUCUGACAAUAGUAUAUACACUAUUUGAAGGUAUGACUUAGACCCGCCCACUUCACUACGUUUACUACUUUCUUCUAUAGGGCUUUCAUUGGUCUUCUUUUUACUAACCUCCGCUUUCAUUUUAUUUAUUCUUGACACUAAAAUCAAAUUACUAAACCAAUUAUAUUAGCAGUUUCUAUGUUUUCAAAGAAAGUGUAUGUAUCCAUUUGUUAAAAAAAAAUAAUAUAACGUUCUUGUUUACGUAUUACUUUAUUUAAAUUUAAUCCAUUAUGUUCUUCCGCAUCAGUAGACCUUUCUUUACUAAAUACGCAUAUAAAUUUAACAAUUGCAAUAUCAAUCAAUCAUUUUCAAUUACAGCAAAAAUCUUUCCUGGCUUCCCACGACCUUGUACCAGACACUUCAUGGAUCAAAAGGACUCUUCACAGCAUAGCGACGACUUUUGGUGUCUGCAUCUUCGUCCUAACUGCCUGCUUAUUGGUCAUUCUUGAAAUAACGGAAAUUCCAGAAGCUGUAUCUCUCGUUGCCAGCAUGACAGCACUGUCCGUCGUGUGGUGCAAACCAAUCAAGUCUUUCGCUUUUAAUAAGGAAUGUCCUUCGGAAACUGCUAGGAAUAACACGAGUCUUGUUCAGACGAUUAUCCGCAUAGCUGGUAUUGUCGGCUUUACGAUUCUUAUUAUUCCAAUGGGUUCAAACAUUACCCUUGAAGAAUCGCCCGGAUAUGUAUUACGUGGCCUCCGGUCUCUGAAGGAAACGGAGUCUCUAUAUACGGGAAUUAUCAUGCACUGUAUAACCGCCUUCAUAGCCUAUGCACUGACUCGUGUUUCCGCAUUUUACACCACCAGCAGAUCUGGUAUAAUGAUCCCAGUUCUUCUUUCUACCGUUUUAUCAACCGUUAUGUUCGUGUACAACUGUCUCGAUAACGUAAUUAAUACAUUCCAUGAAGAAGCCUGCUCAAUCCACGACGGCGGCUUUAUCGUCCUCGGUUUUGUUGCUUUGAUUUGGAUACUCCCUGUACUGAUCCUGCGAAAGAAAUAUUUCAUGCCAUCAGACGUUUUGUUCAAGCCAGAACAAGAAAACUUCAUUACCUAUAACUACUGCAGUGUCUAUUUUGAUCAACACGUCUUCCUGAACUACAAUCCCAAAACGUCGAUAGAACAUCGGAUGUCCAGUCAAUUUAAACGCUCGCGUGUGUUUCUCUGUACCACAAUGUACCGAGAAGCUGAUUACGAAAUGGAACAGCUUCUGAAAAGUCUUGCCAAAGUUUCUAAAUCAACAAAGUUGAAGCUUGCUCGAGUUUAUUUGGAAAGUCAUAUCUUCCUUGAUAACGGAACCGAUGGGUGUACCUUGAAGGAAUUUGCUUUGCAACUGAUGUCUCUUGUUGAAUCAACACUAGAUGUGGGGAGGUCAGAAGGCAGAAUCUUUCAUACACCAUAUGGUAUACAAAUAUCUAGUAUUCUUCCUGGCGGGAUGCCUCUCUUCUUACAUCUGAAGGAUCCAAAUUUCGUGAAAGCCAAGAAACGGUGGAGUCAAGUUAUGUACUUUGAAUACAUCCUCAAUCACAGAAUUAAAGUAACGGAUGCACUAGAACGGAGAUCAAGUUUCGAUAUCUUUCAGAUAUCAGACAAGGACAAGUUACACCUGAUAACGAGCGAUUCCCGAGAAACGGAACUGAUUUUAAGGUUGCAGAGAAAUACUACUGUCCUUAAAGUACCUGACGACGAUCUGGAACAACAGUCUAUCAACAGUAAAAGUGGAUCCCAGAUGAGUUCGGACCAAGGUAUUGAUGAUACCUGUGACGAUAUUUCCACAAUUUCUUCUGAAAACAAGGACGCACAAAGGGUUAACGAUGCUGCCCCAAACAAAGAUGCUAAACAAACGAUACAGUUCCCUCAGCCAGGUUCCACAGAAAACAUUUCGCAAUCUGAAUUCAACAUUAGUAAAUUGAAUCCAGCUUACGAACCCGAAGUAAACGAAAUCAUGCCUACACCAUGGAUGUCCGAAUUCAUGAAUGGAUCAAGAGCAUCGAGUGUCGUACCAACAAUUCGAGAAAUUGCACCUGAUGGCAGUGAAUACCUUCACGAUGGCGGUAUGUUUUCAGCUGAUGGUUCUCUUUAUUUGGAUAUGAGCAUUGAGGAACCCGAAUUUGAUGAUCGUACGUAUAUACUCGCUACUGAUGCCGAUAUGCAUUUCAGUGAUGCGAGUGUUUUGGAUCUGGUGGAAACCUGCAACGAAGAUAUGAGACUUGGUGCUGCUUGUGGACGAACCUAUCCAAUGGGGAAAAAGAUAAACCCUAUUGUUUGGUUUCAGAAAUUUGAAUAUGCUAAAGAUUUUUGGAUGAUCAAAAGUGCUCAGAAUAUAAUUGGAUCUGUGAUGUGCUGUCCGGGAUGUUUUAGUUUGUAUCGUGUAAAAGCUCUGGCUGGAGUUAUGAACCUUUAUUCAGAACCAACAAUGGAAGCCGGUGAUGUCUUUACUAAAGAUACAGGUGAAGAUCGAUGGAUGUGUACGUUGAUGAUGUUACGUGGAUGGAAACUCCGAUACUCUACAUUUGGUGUUAACAGUACUUACUGCCCAGAUACAAUUGAAGAGUUCAUUAAACAAAGACGUCGUUGGAUCUUAUCCGACUUUGCCAAUUCUUUGAUGGUUUUCCGCAAUAUGCCCCAAUUGAUUCGAAGCAACGGUUGUUUCUCCUUGAUCUACGUUCUCUACCUUCUGCAGUUGUUCUUCAUUGUGUUCCUGUCCCCCGGGUCAACUGUUGUUAUGUUAACUGUUGGUUUGGAGAUGCUCAUCAAUGCUCCUUUUAUUAUCCUAACUCCUAUUAUCGUAGUCCUGUUCAUAGCUUACGGUAUAUUGUGCGUUCGGCUGUCGUCCCCGAGUCAGAUACAGCUCACUAAAUUUUGUAUGGUGAUUCUGGGACUUUCCAUGAGUUGUGUUGUGGUCGGGGCAGCCAUAUAUGUUAUCAGAGAUCUUGUUAUUGACGUCAUGGAAGAUAAUCUUCAACCUCAAGAACAUUUUAUAUUGGUGGCACUGACCGGAAGUUUAUUCUAUGCGGCUAUGUUACAUCCACGUGAAUGCUACACACUCGUGCACGGACUCUUUUAUAUCUUUUUCUUCCCGGCCAUGCACAUGCUGCUUCCCAUCUACGCCUUGUGUAACAUUGUUGACCAAACCUGGGGAACUAGAGAUAAUCAAAAGGCUAAAAUACCCAAAUUAUUAUGUUUCCCUAAAUUCCGACGAAAGAAGAAGAAGAAGAAAGGCAUGAAAACCAGUCCUAGCACAGAGACACUUGAUUUAGAAACGGAAAUGACUCCCGAACAGUUGAAAGGAAUGUCGGAGGAGGAGCAGACAUUUUGGAAUGAUCUUGUUUUAAAGUUUAUUGGAAAGGAUGUGAAUCUGGGUUUAGAAAAGGAUGACCUGGCGUCAGGAUUGAAUAGCCUUCGAAUUAAGGCCUUGGUGGCCGUGUUGAUAUCAAAUGUUAUAUGGGUGGCGGUGAUUGGAUAUUUCUACCUAUCAGCCGUGGAUGACAAUUCACUAAACGGGUACGCCGUGAUGAGUGGGGCCUUGUACGGCUUCUCGUUUUGCAUACAAGUUGUGGGUAUGACAGUUUACAGAGCCAAGGACUGCAUUCAUAAGUUGGGAAAAGCCAUCUUUAAAAUGGAUAAACCCGUCUGGAUAACCAAACCGGACGAUAGUCAUAAUUAACUAGUGAAUAUUUGAGUAUAAUAAUAAUAAUGAAAAAGUAUAAAAUUGCAAACUAUAGUGUUGACAGAUGUUUUGAUCACGUGGAUGAUUUUUCCGACACGGGUGAUUACUCUGUUACACAAAAUUGCAGAAAUUAUGAAAGACAAUUUUUGUAACGGUGGUUAUCAAAGUGCGAUAGAGACAGUUGUGAUUCAAUGGGAUAUUUAGUCUUUUUUGACCUAGUCGUAAUAUAUUAUUAACAAAAGGAGAAUUUAGAAAACAGAAGAUGGGCCAGGGGCAGGGUAUAAAUAUAUUAAUUCUCACAGCUGUUAUUUAACGAAAUGUGUCUCAGAAGAAUAAGCGGUUGGUCUAACUUCCAAAACACAAACGGCAAACUACAAACCUGGUCUCGAUGAUCCUGUCUCUUCUAAACUAACAGCUAGAUAGUUUCUAGGGUUUGUUUCCAUGUCCCUUUUUAAGGUAGUCAUGUUAAACAUGUGAAAGAAAUGUUGAAAUUAUAAUUCAUUUCUUUUUAACUCUCCGGUAUAUCCAGUUUUUUUCACAAACGUGCCGCGAUAUCAUUUAAAGAGACACAGUGUUCGAGCUCAGUUUGUGGUUCGUGGUUUGGAAGUUAGGCCAACAGAUGACUGUGUAUUAUUGGAUGUGUAAAGAUGUACAUUAAUGUAGAUAUUUGUAAUAAAUUAUGUAAAUCAUC